UAAAAAUUUAAUUAAUCUGUGGCAGCGUUGUCAGUUUGAAAUCUUAUUGGUAAAGUUUCUUUCCGUACGUCUUUUCUCCGGCGUUAAGCGAAAAUGGCGACAGGAACUCUUUACACAUAUCCCGACAACUUCCGUGCUUUUAAGGCUCUGAUUGCAGCCCAAUACUCUGGAGCUAGUGUAAAAUUGGCUGGAAAUUUUAAAUUUGGUGAGACCAAUAAAACGCCAGAAUUCCUCAAAAAGUUUCCUAGCGGCAAGGUGCCGGCUUUUGAAACACCGAAUGGCCAAUACCUGAGCGAAUCAAAUGCCAUCGCUUAUUUUGUAGCAAAUGAAGAAUUGCGUGGUGGCAAGUGCCCUUUUGCCCAAGCUCAGGUGCAUCAAUGGAUGUCGUUUGCCGACAAUGAAAUUGUCCCAGCCUCUUGUGCCUUGGUAUUUCCUUUACUAGGAAUUAUGCCUCAAAAACGAGGUAGCACUGCCAGACAAGAUGUUGAGGAGGUUUUAGCUUUGCUGAACGAGAAACUCUUAAACUGCACUUAUUUGGUGGGUGAACGUAUUACUUUGGCUGAUAUUGUCGUAUUCUGCAGUUUGCUGCAUGUAUAUCAAUAUGUAAUGGAGCCCAGCGCCCGAAGGCCUUACGAAAAUACCAAUCGUUGGUUUAUGACUUUGCUGAAUCAGCCUCAGUUCAAAGCCGUACUUAAGACUUUUAAAGUUUGUGAGCAUGCUUUAGUUUUCGAUCCCAAAAAAUAUGCCGAAUUCCUAGCCAAAACCGGGCAGGCUGGCGGUGAUGCGAAACAACAAAAGCAAGAAAAGAAACCCAAAGAGGAGAAAAAAAAACCUGUUAAAGAAGUAGAGCACGAAGAAAUUGAGGAAAUGGAUGCGACUGAAGAAGCUUUAGCGAGCGAACCUAAAUCAAAAGAUCCUUUUGAAUCCCUACCUAAGGGAAAAUUUAAUUUUGAUGAUUUUAAAAAAAUUUACUCCAAUGAAGACGAGAAAGUUUCUAUACCCUAUUUUUGGGACAAAUUCGAUUCGGAGAACUGCUCCAUUUGGUUUGGAGAAUACAAAUACAACGAAGAAUUGACCAAAACAUUUAUGUCUUGCAAUCUUAUUUCUGGCAUGUUCCAGCGGCUUGAUAAGAUGCGUAAACAGGCUUUUGCCUCAGUGUGCUUAUUCGGUGGCGACAAUGAUAGCACUAUCUCCGGAAUAUGGGUAUGGCGUGGUCAAGAUUUAGCUUUUACUCUUUCACCUGACUGGCAAGUGGACUACGAAGUUUAUGAUUGGAAGAAAUUGGAUCCAAAGUCGGAAGAGACCAAGAAAUUAGUUGAACAAUAUUUCUCUUGGACCGGCACUGAUAAGGAUGGUCGUAAAUUUAAUCAAGGCAAAAUUUUCAAAUAAAUUAUUUAACAUGGGAAUCGACAGACAUUUUUUCAUUUCCCUUACGCCAUAAGCAUACGUGCUUGUUCUUUUCUUCUAAAAAAAACU
Molecule: messenger RNA, 1476 nt
Organism: Glossina fuscipes
Lineage: Eukaryota; Metazoa; Arthropoda; Insecta; Diptera; Glossinidae
Gene: eEF1gamma
Product: elongation factor 1-gamma
Exons: 3
Coding region: 94-1389 (431 amino acids)
Biological process (GO): translational elongation
Cellular component (GO): nucleus; cytoplasm
Molecular function (GO): translation elongation factor activity
Source: RefSeq, a predicted model, not a curated record